This is a messenger RNA of Nezara viridula (southern green stink bug), 1535 nucleotides long. Lineage: Eukaryota; Metazoa; Arthropoda; Insecta; Hemiptera; Pentatomidae. The record is from the annotation of a GenBank genome assembly.
UUAUAAAAGGCACCUUCAGGAGGUCUAAUACGGCAGCUGAACUGAACUGUUACAGUACCUACGAGCAUCUCUGUAUUCCCGAUUCAUGAAAUAAUUCGGCAUAAUUAUAUGAUAGGCUUUGUAUUAUUAGAACUCUCGAAAGUCUCAUUUAUCACAUGAAUGAAUUUAAUCACAGUUUUUUAAAAGAAAAUUUUCUCUACCUUACGAUGAUGUACUUAGAAUUUAAUUAUCUUGAAAUUAUGUUUGAGCAAUUCUUUCUUGUUCGAUAAAAAACGUGACCAUCUUAAGAAAAACACAUUGGUCAUAACUCCAUUUCGGGAUCUGCCCAUGCAACAAAUGAACUUUCUUGUUGGAAUUUUUUUUUAGAAUCGUUCCACAGAGUUUUCCACUGAAUGGAUGCUUGGUUUGUCCCAACAAUUUUCCAACUUUUUAAAGGGAUAGAGAGGUGAUGGGGCGUGAGAGGGCUGUGACGCAAGUACACCCCUCCCCGGGCAGCCUCCUAUAUAACAGCUCAUUCAGUCACCUCUCCAUUCUAGUGUUCGUCCAAGAUGAAGACCGCGGCCAUAGUUACUUGCAUGAUUGGGCUUGCAGCAGCUCUGCCAUACCCUCAGCAGCAGCAGCAGCAGUUGGAACCUAGGGCUUCCGGUCCGACCACCCCUCCAGUCCCCAUAGUGUCCUACGACAAUCAUCUAAAUUAUGAUGGUUCCUAUACUUACAGUUUCGAAGGAGGUGAUGGUACAAAAGCAGUUCAACAGGGUUCGCUGAAGACUAUCGGAAACGAAGCCGGAGAGGUCUCUCAAGGUUCCUACUCAUACGUAGGUGAUGAUGGCAGGACAUACACCGUAGAAUACGUGGCAGAUGAGAACGGAUAUCAUGCAGUCGGUGAUCACCUUCCACAACCUCCACCCAUUCCAGAGGCCAUCAGAAAAUCUCUGGAGUAUCUAGCAACCGCUCCACCUCCACCGCCUGAGAACAAUCAACAACAGUACAACAACCAGCAACUCAACAAUCAGCAACAAUAAAUAAAAAAAAUCAUAAGCUAUUUACUGACAAACAUAAGCUGAACCUCAACUGAUUUAACUUGGUGAGCUGUAAUCAUUCAUUCAACUAGCUUCAGCAAAUUCAUAGUUAAUUAUGAAAUUACUUACAUUUUCUUUCUUUUGCUGAUUAAACAUGACACGAACCUACUUUCAAUAUGGUAUGUUUACGAGAGUCAUAAAACAAACAACGAACUUGAAUUAUAUUAAUAGCCGAUAUUCACGUAUGGUAAUCAGCUCCAUCAUCGAUUGAUAUGAUAGAAUAAAUUUGGGACAAAAUAUGAGUAACUAUUUUAUUUAUAUGUUAAGCUUAAAAUAAGACCAAGAAGCACAUGUGAUAUGUUAUUUUAAGUUAAAUCAAAAUAUGUAAUUUGUAUCAAAAUCUUUAUGCUUUGUCAAACUUGAAUUCUGUGGACAUUUGACAUUUGAUAUCUAUAGAAUUAUGUAUAUCUUUUAUAUUUAUAAAUAAAUUUUGUAUAUAAAUCGUGUGAUUCUAAA